AUGGUCAAUCUCAGAUCUCAGAAACGUAUUGCUUCUGCAGUCUUAGGAUGCGGUAAACGUAAGGUCUGGCUCGACCCAGCUGAGCAAAAAGAAAUUGCUCAAGCUAACAGCCGUGCCAACAUCCGUAAGCUCGCUAAGGACGGCCAUGUCAUCCGCAAGCCAGCUUUGAUGCACUCACGUUCACGCGUCCGUGAAACUCACGCUGCUAAGCGUGCCGGUCGCCACACUGGCCUCGGUAAGCGUAAGGGUACCGCUGAAGCUAGGAUGCCUUCCAAGGUCGUUUGGAUGCGCCGCCAGAGAGUUCUCCGUCGCUUGCUCAGAAGAUACAGGGAAUCUGGCAAGAUUGAUAAGCACCUCUACCACUCCCUCUACCUCAAGUCAAAGGGUAACACUUUCAAGAACAAGCGUGUCCUUAUGGAGCACAUCCACAAGGCUAAGGCUGAGGUCUUGCGUACUCAACGUCUCACUGACUCCGCUGAGGCUCGUCGUGCUGCUAACAAGGCUCUCCGUCUCCGUCGUGCUGCUAGAGUCGCUGAGAAGCGCUCAGGUAUCACUCAAGUCGAGCACACUGACAACGUCGCCGCUACUCAAGCUUAA
Messenger RNA from Wallemia ichthyophaga EXF-994, 597 nucleotides. Its product is annotated as 60S ribosomal protein L19-2. NCBI's taxonomy places the organism in Eukaryota, Fungi, Basidiomycota, Wallemiomycetes, Wallemiales, Wallemiaceae. The coding region runs from base 1 to 597 and encodes 198 amino acids. Gene Ontology annotation, biological process: translation. Gene Ontology annotation, cellular component: cytosolic large ribosomal subunit; ribosome. The transcript has 2 exons. The record is from RefSeq and is a predicted model, not a curated record. Gene Ontology annotation, molecular function: RNA binding; structural constituent of ribosome.